This is a messenger RNA of Westerdykella ornata, 4856 nucleotides long. RefSeq lists its product as uncharacterized. Bases 82 to 4749 code for a protein of 1555 amino acids. Lineage: Eukaryota; Fungi; Ascomycota; Dothideomycetes; Pleosporales; Sporormiaceae. The record is from RefSeq and is a predicted model, not a curated record. The transcript is spliced from 3 exons.
UCCCUGGACUGAUUGAAGCCGAUUUAUCGUCAACCGAUUUAUGACACCUCCAAACUACCCCUGAAAGACCACCAUUCCAACAUGCCGUCGCCAGCCGCAGGAAAGGGUGAAACCCCCCGCACCCCUACCAAGCUCGGACGCAAGUCUCAGGCGACCCCUCAAAAGCUGGGCAAAACCCCCAAGGCCCAAGCCUCAGAGGAGAACCCUGAUCUGCCACCGCGCGAGGCGCCCAAGGCAGAAGAGGCACCAAAGAAUGUUGAGGAUACCAAGGAGAAGGCACAAGAAGGUGCUGAGGAGGCCACCGAAAAGGUCUCUGAGACCGGGGAGAGCCUUCAAGAGCAGGAGCCACAGCCGAUAGAGGAGCAGAAGAAGGACGAGGAGGAGGAGGAGGGGGAAGGCGAGGAUGUUGAAGGUGGAGCCGAAGAAGAGGCCGAGGAGACCGCGGACGAAGGGACCCAGAAGGCCGGAGAAGAAGGCGAGACUGCCGAGGGCACUGAGGAAGAAACAUCAGAGACCGCCAGCAAGGCCGCGGACACCGGUAGGCAAAAGGGGGAGGGCGCUCUGAGCGGUGCUCGCGGCCUUGCGGAUCGGGCCUCGAGUCUUGCCGGUAAGGGCAAGAAGGCUGCUGAAGACGCAGGAGAGGAUGCACAGAAGACUGCUGGCGAAGCUGGCGAGGGAGCCGAAGAGACCGCCGAAGAGGCUGCGGAGGAGGUCAAGGAGGGUGCAGAGGAGGGAACCGGCAAAGUCACAGAAUCCAUUGAAGAGACAGCGGGCGAGGAGUUGCCACAAGCCCCAGACCUGUCCGUCCUCAAGGGCCUGGAGACGGACGAGGAGGGCAUCAUUCACGAUAGGGAGGGCAAGCCCAUUGGCCGCCUUGUUGAAGGUGACGCCGAGGAUCUCAUUGGUUAUGAAAUCGGUGAUGAUGGUGAGAUCCUCGAUGACGACGGCGACCUCGUUGGUCGCUGCGAGCUCCUCCCUGAAGCUGUUCAGGAGCAGCUCGAAAAGGCAAAGGCCGAGAAGAAGAUGCCUGACCUCAGCAUCUUGAAGGGCCUUACCGCCGACAAGACUGGGCAGAUUCUCAAUGACGAUGGAGACUUCGUCGGACGACUCGUUGAGGGCGACCCCUCCGAGAUCCAAGGCAUGGAGUUCAACGAGAGGGGCGAGAUUGUUGAUGACGACGGCAAUGUCAUCGCUCGUGCUGAGCUCCAUCCUGAUGUGGCAGAGGCGCUCGGCAAGGGCGAGGAAGAGGAAGAGGAGGAGGGUGAAGAAGAGGCAGAGGAGGAAGGAGAGCAGGAAGAGGGUGGUCUAGCUGAAGGAGUUACUGGAAAAGCUGCUGAAGCUGGUGAAGCCGUUGAAGGCGCCGAAGAAGUCCCCGGCGAAAUCGAAGAGGAGCUCCCUGGCGUCGAAGCCCUUGAAGGCAUGGAAGUCAACUCUAAGGGCGAGGUCCUCGACGAACAGGGUGACGUCGUCGGCAAGCUUGCCGAAGGAGACAUUGGCGCUGUUAAGGGCCUCACUGUCAACGACAAGGGUGAAGUGGUCGACUCUGAAGGCAAUGUUCUUGGCAAGGUUGAACUUGCUGAGGGCGGCGCCGAGAAGUUGAAGGAGGCUGCCGCCCAUGCUCUCGACAUCCGCAUUCUCGAAGGCUUGAAGGUCAAUAAGAAGGGCAAGGUGCUGGAUGAGGAGGGUGAAGAAAUUGGAGAGCUGAAGGAGGGUGACGUCCAGAAAUGCGCUGGAAAGAAGAUCAAUGACAAGGGUGAAGUCCUCGACAAGGAUGGCAACAUCGUUGGAAAGGUUGAGAUCGUCUCUGGUGAGGCUGCCUUCGAAGCCAUGAAGGCGCUGAAGGAGCGUCUCGAGGAGGAGAAGCCUGAGGUCAAGGAGGUUGAGAUCACCCCUGGCCUGGAGAUUCUUGAAGGCCUCAAGGUCAACAAGAAGGGCCAGGUCCUCAACGAAGAUGGAGAACCUAUCGGCGAGCUCGCAGAGGGCGACGUAGCGGAGUGUGCCGGAAAGAAGAUCAACGACAAGGGCGAAGUGCUUGACAAGGAUGGCAACGUCAUCGGAAAGGUCAAGACUCUGCCUCAGAUCAUUGAGCAGAAGGUCGGUGAGGCUGAGGAAGCCGGCGAGGAGGCCGCGGAGGAAGCUGGAGAAGAAGUCGAAGAGGAGAACCUCCCACCACUCUCUGUUCUUGAGGGUCUCACCGUCAACAAGGCCGGCAAGCUCAUCGAUGACAGCGGCACCAUUGUCGGUGAACUUAUUGAGGGCGACCCUAAGAAGCUCUCCAAGAUGGGAGUCACCUGCGACGCUGAGGGUCAGUUCUGGGACAACAAGGGUCAUGUCAUCGGACGUGCCAAGACUGUUCCUGUGGAGGUCUCAGAAGAAGAAGCUCCAUUUGCUGGUCUUGAAGGCCUCAUCGUUGUCAAGGAUGGCUUUGUUGAAGAUGAGAACGGCAACCGUGUCGGCAAGGUCGUUGAGGGUGACGCCAAGAAGCUUGUCGGUCGUGCAGUCGAUGAAGAUGGAGACAUUCUCGACAAGAAAGGCUCUGUUGUCGGUCAUGCCGAGCGUUACGAAGAACCUGAAGAAGAAAUCGAGGAACCUGAAGCCGUGGAUCUGUCUUCGCUCGAAGGUCUAACUGUCAACAAGCAGGGUAACGUUAUCGGAAGUGAAGGCGUGCCAGUUGCUCGCCUUGUUGAAGGGAAUCCUAAGGAGCUCGCCGGUAAGAAGCUUGAUAGUCAAGGUCAGAUCUGGAACGACUCCGGAAAGGUCAUCGGACGUGUCGAGCUUAUCCCGCCUGAGGAGCGCGAGACGAAGCCUGAAGGCCCCUUCUCCGGGUUGGAAGGCCUGCGCGUCAUUCAAGACGGACAGGUUGCUGACGAGAACGACAACAUUGUCGGGACUGUGGUUGAGGGUAACCCCAAGCGCCUCGUUGGCCUCGCCGUUGAUGAGGAUGGUGAUAUCCUUGACAAGUACGGCAACGUUAAGGGCCAUGCCGAACCCAUCGAGGAAGAGGAAGAAAUCCCCGAAGACUUGUCGGUUCUUGACGGCCUCACUCUCAAUAAGCAGGGAUACCUUGUCGAUGAUAAAGGUAUUCCCAUCGGUCGCCUCGUCGAAGGCGAUCCAAAGGAACUGGCCGGGCGUAAGUCUGACGGUGAGGGUCUGAUCCACAACGACACCGGCAAGGUCGUGGGCCGCUGUGAGCUCAUACCUGAGAACCAGCGUGUAACUCGCGAGGAAGGCCCGUUCGCCGGACUGGAGGGUCUCCGCGUGGUUAAAGAUGGCUUUGUGGAGGAUGCUGAGGGCAACAGGGUUGGCCAGAUUACUGAGGGCGAUGCCAAGCGCCUGGUAGGCCUCUCGGUUGAUGAGGAUGGAGACAUAAUCGACAAAUAUGGCAAUGUCAAGGGCCACGCUGAGCGUUAUGAGGAGGAGGAGCCCGAAGAGAUUGACCUCAGUGCGCUCGCCGGCUGCACGGUCAACAAAGCUGGGAACGUUGUUAACUCCAGUGGGACUAUCCUCGGCCGCGUCGCAGAGGGUGACCUCAAAUCCAUGAUUGGCAAGAAGGUGGACGGAAAAGGCCAGAUCUGGGACGACGCUGGCAACGUUAUUGGGCGCGCAGAGCUGGUCCACGGUGCCCCGUCCGGACCUGAGGGCGCCUUCGCUGGCUUCGAUAACGCUACCGUCGCUAAAGAUGGUACGGUUCAGAUGCCCGAUGGCACCAUCGUUGGUCGUGUCAUCGAGGGUGAUCUCAAGAAACUGGUUGGCCACAAGGUCGAUGAAGAUGGUGACAUCACCGACAAGAACGGCAACACCAUCGGAAAGGCUGAACGCUGGGAGCCUGAAGAGAAGGAGCGCCGCAUCAACCCCAUGGCUGGUUUGCGUGUGAACAAGGAUGGUGAGGUCCGCGAUCAGAAUGGUGAUCUCAUUGGCCGUCUCACUGCUGGAGACCUUGGCCACUGCGCUGGUCUUGAGAUCGAUGACAAUGGUUACGUUGUUGAUAAUGACGGCAACAAGGUUGGCGAGGUGACCUUGCUGGAGAACAUUGUCGAAGAGGAAGAAGGAGAGACGGAGGAGGAGAAGCAGAAGCGCGAGGAUGCUGAGUUGGCCAACAAGAUGGCCAAUAUCUGCCAGCAGACGCUCGAGCGCGUCCAGCCCAUCUGCAAGCAGAUCACUGAAUACAUUGAACAAGCCGACCGCACGCCCCGGGAUGAACUCGACGAAGAAGAACUGGUCAACAACGUCAAGCCCCUGAUCGAAGAAGCCGGCCGCAUCCUCCAAGAGUGCAACGGCUCUCUUCGCGGCCUGGAUCCGGACGGCCGCAUCGCUUCCCAAGCAAAGGGCCGCUCUCAGACCCGCGAAGCCACACCCGAAGAGUAUCGCCUCGCGGACGCCCUCAAGGAGAUCACCACCACGGUCGUCACCACGAUUGACAACGCCAAAAGAAAGAUUGCAGAUAUGCCGCAUGCGAAGAAGAAGCUCAACCCGCUCUGGGCCCUGCUCACCGAGCCCCUCUUCCAGAUUAUCGCUGCUGUUGGCCUGCUCUUGUCCGGUGUUCUGGGCUUGGUGGGUAGAUUGCUCAAUGGCCUUGGUCUUGGCGGUCUUGUCAAUGGGCUUCUGGGUGGACUGGGCAUCGAGAAGUUGCUCGGUAGUCUUGGUCUGGGAAGUAUCAGCGAGGCACUUGGCGGGAAGAAGGAGAAGAGGAAAGGUGGCGGUGCCAGCGGUUUGCCCAUUGUGGGUGGCUUGCUAGGCGGUGGGAAGUAGAGGAGCAUAGCUCUUAAGGGGCCGUGCUGAGCGGCGAGGCGGGGGUUGAGAAGGAGUUUUCCUGUUGGCGGCAUCAAAAUGAAAAGAUGGGAUGAGGUUCGCCACCC